AUGGUCGCGGCCCACAACGGCCUCUUCGCCGUCGGCUUCGAGUGCCCGACGCUCGCACGGGCCGGCGUCCAGGCCUUCUUCGUCGUCCAGUGCCUCUGGACGGGCAGCAUGGGGCUGCUCUGCACCUAUGACCCGGCCUGGUCGCCGAUCACGGAGAACGGCCUAUUCACGCGCGGGAAGGAGAAAUUCGCGCAUCCGAACGUCCGCGGCGGCUGGAACGUCCGCGGCGGGUCCAUGUUCCUGCGGGAGGCCUACGACUGCGUCGAGCUGUGCCUCUGCAAGCGGGGCGGCGCCAGGAUCGCCUUCGGCGUCUGGACGAGCCCCUUCGGCCCGCAGCCGCCCCUCGUCGUCUUCCUGGUCAUGAAUAUCCUGGCCCUCCGGGCCGUCGCCGGGGCAUGA
Aureococcus anophagefferens is the source of this 399-nucleotide messenger RNA. RefSeq lists its product as hypothetical. Lineage: Eukaryota; Pelagophyceae; Pelagomonadales; Pelagomonadaceae. The transcript is spliced from 4 exons. Bases 1 to 399 code for a protein of 132 amino acids. The record is from RefSeq and is a predicted model, not a curated record.